UUUCUUGCCUUCACGUUUAAACACGUACAAUUCCCAGUUUCUCUUUCUCUCUCUCUAUGUGUGCGUGUGUGUUGAAAUUCCCCUUUUUCCCCUGUUUGAGUCGUGGAUUUCUUUGGAUAGUUUGGGUUGCUUGCUAGUUGCUAUUAUUGGAAUUGGUAUUUGUUUAAGCAUGUCAGUGGCGAUGAGAAAUAAACCUCUUGAAUUUGGGAGGCCUGUAACAAGUAAAAGAAAAUUCAAGGACUUAUUGCUUCAAAAGGAUAAUCAAUUUUGUGCUGAUUGUAAUGCUCCACAACCUAAAUGGGCGUCGGCUAAUAUUGGAGUAUUUUUAUGCUUUAAAUGUUACAAUGUGCACAGAAGUCUUGAUACUCAUAUAUCAAGGGUUUUGUCUGUGGGGGAUGAAUGGUCAGAUGAUGAUAUUGAUGCAAUGAUUGAAGUUGGAGGAAAUUCUUCUGCUAAUUCAAUAUAUGAAGCUUAUAUUCCAGAAGGAUAUGCAAAACCUCAUCCAGAUUCCAGUCAGGAAGAGCGCACAAAAUUCAUUCGGUCAAAAUAUGAAUAUCAAGAAUUUUUGAAACCAAGUUUGCGCAUUGUGUCUUCGAAAUCUUCUCAUCAAUCAAGUUUCUCCAAACAUAAUGCUGAUAGUUUCCGGAGCUCUUAUGAAUCCAGUUUCUCCAAACGUGAUGCACAUAGUUUUCGAAGUUCUCAUGAACCCAGUUUCUCCAUGCGUAGUGCGGAUAGCUUUCGAAGCUGUCAUGAAUCCAGUUUCUCCCAAUGUGAUGCAGAUAGUUUUCGAAGCACUACUAGUUUAAAGAAUCUGGAAAGAACGAGAGAAUUUAUCGGAAAGUUGCAGGUGAAAGUGAUUAAGGGCACAAAUUUAGCUAUUAGAGAUAUGAUGACAAGCGAUCCAUAUGUUGUCUUGAAACUUGGUAAACAGACUGUUAAGACAAAUGUAAUAAAGAGUAAUUUGAACCCGGUCUGGAAUCAGGUGCUUAUACUAUCUGUUCCUGAGGCUUUUGGCCCAUUGGAUUUGAAGGUGUUUGAUCACGACUUGUUUUCGGCUGAUGAUAUAAUGGGAGAAGCACAGGUAGAUCUUCAGCCCCUGAUUGCAUCAGCAAUUGCAUUUGGAGAUGCUGGAAUGUUUGAUGAUAUGCAGAUAGGAAAAUGGCUAAAAUCCCACGACAAUGCACUAAAACAUGAUAGCACAGUUAAUAUAAUUAAUGGCAGGGUUAAACAAGAGAUAUCACUUAAGCUCCAGCACGUUGAAUGUGGAGAAUUAGACUUAGAACUCGAGUGGAUACCUCUAUAACAUUAACAUCAUGUAUAGUUAAUUAUUAGGCCAAUUUAGUAGAGUUAGAGGUAGCUAGUUUUUGGAUCCUCCGAUUUGAUAUUAAAAAGUUUUUAAAAAUUCUCUUGCAAAGUAAUCGGACCUAUCGAUUACAUAUUCCUAUACAAAAAAAAAAAGCACAUAACAAAGCCAAUAAAAUUAGAUUGCA
Arachis duranensis is the source of this 1490-nucleotide messenger RNA. Its product is annotated as ADP-ribosylation factor GTPase-activating protein AGD12. The record is from RefSeq and is a predicted model, not a curated record. Gene Ontology annotation, molecular function: GTPase activator activity; phospholipid binding. The coding region runs from base 170 to 1303 and encodes 377 amino acids. Lineage: Eukaryota; Viridiplantae; Streptophyta; Magnoliopsida; Fabales; Fabaceae. The transcript has 9 exons.